This is a messenger RNA of Silurus meridionalis, 5830 nucleotides long. RefSeq names its product Rho guanine nucleotide exchange factor (GEF) 12a (gene arhgef12a). Gene Ontology annotation, molecular function: guanyl-nucleotide exchange factor activity; G protein-coupled receptor binding. Gene Ontology annotation, cellular component: cytoplasm. Gene Ontology annotation, biological process: G protein-coupled receptor signaling pathway; intracellular signal transduction. The record is from RefSeq and is a predicted model, not a curated record. NCBI's taxonomy places the organism in Eukaryota, Metazoa, Chordata, Actinopteri, Siluriformes, Siluridae.
GUGUGUGUGUGUGUGUGUGUGUGUGUGUGUGUGUGUGUGUAAGAGAGUGUGUAAGAGAGUGCGCGCGCGCAACUCCACGCCACCGGACACACAACACAACUCAGCUCAGCUCCCAGCUCACUUUCCUAUUUUUCCUGGAUUAGCCGCUUUUUUUCUCUGGAGGCUCCUUCUGAAGAACAACUCUCCUAAACUCGGGGUUUCAACUUUGCGCUCACUUUUUCAUCUAUUUUCUCUGCGGGAGCAUCGUUGCUGUUGUUGUUGUUUGUUUUUUUUAUAGAAGCGGGAUGUUUAUUUGCGUUUAAUGGAAAUUUUGCACGGGGAAAAAAAGACCUCAGACUAUCUACAGUGUUGGCAGAGGCGUUUUACUGCUGCGCGAGCGCCAGGCAUUUCUCUAAACACAUGCACGCAGAACAACGUUUUCAGCGCGCGCGAGCUGGAAAUAUGCGUCAGAUUUCUGGGUUUUCGGUGUGAGUUCCCUGUUUGCAUGGACUCUCUGGAUCUUAGCCGGAGUUAGCUUUAGCUUCAGUGGCUGUAACCCAGGUUGUUUAUAGGCCCGCAGAUUACAAAUGCUCAAUGCAUUUGUCUAACUAAUGGUGUUUGCAUCUUUGUAUAUAUAAAAACCACAUUUAUAAAAAUAUAUAUAAAUGCAACACGUUUUUGCUCGUCAUACAAGACGAAAGGAACAACUUUUGUUUCUUCUUAUUGGAUAGAAGUAUAAAAAUCUGUUUUUUCCCCCAACCGAAUAUUCGAUUAACAAAGCCACCACUGUUCCGUACCUACACGAUUAAAUGCAAGCAAGUUUACGAUUAUUUCAUUUAAGAUUGAAUAACAGCACAAAGACAAGUUGCAAGGAAUUCAGGCAGAUUACAUCAAUCGAGAUUUAAAGUCGACUUGAUUAUUCGAUUAUUGCACGUGUAUUCCUCGGUUCUCCUUCGUCUAAUGAUCCAUGCAGGACUUUUUUGAGCCAGUUUUUCCUUUUCUUUGAGUUAGACUUUUUUUCCCUUUUUUUUUAAAGAUGCGAUAAAGUUUCAGAAAAAUGAUCUAGACAGUUUUUUGGGGGGGGACUGGAGACUUUUCUGCUCUCCAAGCCACUGAUGCUGCUCUGCACUGACUGAUGAUUUUGCAUGGUUUUAAAGUAUGCCAUUUGGAUUUAAAUUGCACAGAAGCUGUAAAAAGGAAGCCCAAUGAGCGACACACAGCCAACACUCACUGACAGGUUUUCCAAAAAAGUAAUCAGAACCAGUAGCAUUCUUAAUAGAGAUCAUCCCCCGGACAAAAAGCCCAAAAGUGACAAGGCUUUCGUUUCUCCAGGACAAGAUUUUGACUCAACAGGGCUUGUUCAGAGAUGUGUGAUCAUUCAGAAAGAUGAGAACGGUUUUGGACUGACAGUGAGCGGAGACAACCCUGUGUUUGUUCAACUCGUCAAGGAGGAUGGAGCUGCUAUGCGUGCAGGGGUUCAGAAUGGGGACAGGAUCAUUAAGGUCAAUGGCACCUUGGUGACACAGUCAAACCAUGGUGAAGUGGUGAAACUGAUCAAAUCUGGGUCCUAUGUAGCCCUUACUGUGUUGGGCCGUCCACCUGGGUUACCCCAGAUCCCUCUUUCAGAGGUUAAUCUGAACCUAGAGUCUCUAGAGGAUAAUGGGGCAUCCCCAGACUCUUUCACACGUUCGCCAAGACACAUCCGGAGCAAAUGGGACUACAAGGAAGAGAACAGUGUCCUGCACAGCAUGAAACUGGACAACUUGGAGAAAAAGCAGGUUAAAGAAAGCCAGGAGGUGCAGGAAGAGUAUGUCAAGAGUCCCACCCUCCAGCUAUUGAGGGACAUCCAGGAAGCCAAAAGAAACACACAGAGAGCUACAGAGAAUAUCCUCCCUUCUGGAGACGGUGAGUGUGGCGGAGUGGUGGAUGUGGACCAGGCCAGUUCAGAUGGCUGGUGGAGCCCUGCGCUGCACCGCCGCCACACAGCUUCUCCAAAGUCUAUUGGCCAGAAAGACUCGAACAGUCCAAAGAGCACACAAGAAGACAGCCACAACUCAAGCCCUUCACCUGCUAUUGCAGACACCUCUGACAUGGACUCGCACCUCCAUUCUGGUGUGAAAAGUGCUUCCUCUCAUCUUGCCUCUCCAAUCAUUGGAGCUGAGGAUGACUACUUUGACUCAGAACAUGAGCAGGUGAAUGUGCAGUAUAACUGGUUCCAGAGUUUGGAGCUGCUAAAGAGUCGGCCAGCCAAUCUUGCAGCUUUCCUGCACUACGUGGUGUCCCAGUUCGACCCUGCUCCAGUGCUUUGUUAUCUUUAUGCUGACCUUUACAAGCUGACCAACUCCAAAGAAACCAGGCGCAUUUUCAUGGACUUCUUCACUUUUUUCAUUGACAAAGGGGCUAACUUAAAAGUAACUGUGCCUGAAUCAAUCUCUUCCGAACUUGAGCGACGGAGGCCAGAGCUGAUUCCUGAGGACUUGCACAGACAAUAUGUUCAGACAAUGCAAUACACACUUCUCCCUGAAGUGAACAGAAUUCUAGAGGACUUCAGACAUAAGCACAGUAUGGGACUAACCUUAGCUGAGGAAGAGCUAGCUCAUCUGGACACAGAGCAGCUAAAAGACGCCACUGCUCUGGAGAGGGAGAGAUCCUGUGCUGAGAACAUCCUGACCAAAAUAGAUGACAUUCUGUUGUCCUCACUAGCUGCAGAAGAAGAAAAGUGUACCACUAUACAGUAUGUGAUCUACAUCUACAUGAAGCAUCUGGGUGUGAGAGUCAAAGAGCACCGCAACCUAGAAUCUAAACGUGUACGCAUAAAUUUCCUGCCCAAGAUCAAGAAGAGCAGCAAGCUGGAGAAAGAAGGAGAAGAAAAAGUGAAGAAGCCUCGUUUUAAUAUCCUAGGGCCUCAGCGCCGGCCAAGCCGCAUUGAAACAACACCUGGAGGUCGUGCUGUGGAAGGAAACAAGCCUAGGCCACUGAAGCAGAUGUCACAGCCAGCAAUGGGGAAGUGUGAAGUGGUAGACGGUGGACGUUUACGGGGUAGCCUGUCGAGCGAGGGUCCGGACCUCAUUCAAAACUCAACAGUCAACAACAGCAUUCCCUCCUACAGCCCUGUCUCAGAUCCAGCCUUGAGGGACAUAGACAGCUGUGUGAGCCCAUCCUUCAUGCUCCAACGGUUAAGUGAUGGUAUGCAGGUUGGAGAAGGGCUGGACAUGGCAUACCCCUCAUAUGAUUGCAUGACCUAUGGCAUUGAACAUCUUGAUGAAGACAGAGAUGGAGACAGAUUUGUGGAUGUAGGGACACCAAAACUGAGCAGAAGGCUAGAGGAGACCCUGAGUGAGGACGAUGGGGUUUACUCCGACAUGGAUCCUCCAAACUGGCAGCAGCUUGUCAAGAUGGAAGUUCUAUCUGAACUGACGACUCAGGAGAUCAAGAGACAGGAAGUUAUUAAUGAGCUGUUCUACACGGAGCGGGCACAUGUUCGCAUGCUGAAAGUCCUGGACAAUGUCUUCUACCAAAAGCUGACCCGUGACAACAUACUGCCCUUAUCUGACAUUAAAAACAUCUUCAGCAACUUGGAGGAGAUCAUCCAGCUCCAUGUGUCAAUUUCGGAGCAGAUGGCCGCCAUACGCAAGAGGAAUGAAACAUCAGUGGUUGACCAAAUUGGAGACGAUUUGCUGUCUUGGUUCAGCGGAGAAGAGGAAGAAAAAAUGAGGAACGCAGUAGGCACCUUCUGCAGUAACCAGCCCUUUGCGCUGGAGCUCAUCAAGAGCCGUCAAAAGAAGGACCAGCGCUUCCUCACUUUCAUGCAUGAGGCAGAGAGUAAUCGGAUGUGCCGGAGGCUGCAGCUGAAGGACAUCAUCCCUGCUGAGAUGCAAAGGCUCACCAAGUACCCAUUACUGUUGGAGAACAUCGCCAAGUACACUGGUGAUCCAGAGGAGAAAGACAAGGUGAGGAAAGCGGCCGAUUGUUGUCGCAAGAUCCUCAACCACGUUAACCAAGUGGUGAAGGAGUCAGAAAAUAAACAGCAUCUGGAGGACUACCAGAGACGCCUGGACUUCUCCUCUCUGAAGCAGAGUGAGAAUCCACUCAUUUCUGAGUUUAAGAAUCUAGAUCUCACCAAAAAGAAGUUAAUGCAUGAAGGUCCAUUGAUGAAGCUGAAUAAAGACAAGACUGUUGAGUUAUACACACUACUGCUUGAGGACAUCCUGGUGCUUUUACAGAAGCAAGAUGAAAGACUCAUUCUGAAAUGCCACAGUAAGAACCGUGCAGGCUCGGCCGACACGCAGCAUAUCUUCAGCCCUGUCAUCAAGCUCAACACUGUACUUGUACGGUCAGUGGCCACAGACAACAGGUCCUUUUUUGUGCUCUCCAUGUCGGAUAACGGAGCUCAGAUCUAUGAACUGAUGGCCCAAACAGUGUCUGAACAGAGAAUAUGGCAGAGGCAUAUUAUUCAGCGAGCAGAUGCAAUGAAGUCCAGGCCACACGGCGUCAUUCCUCUGCCCCCAUCUGCAGCGGAGAAAAAUGGAGUCAGAGUUAGUAAACUUGCCAAAGCUCCAGAACAAAAGUGUGCUAGCAGUAGCUCAGGUAAAGCCUGUGAUGCUGUAUCUGAUCAUUCCACCAACAAUGGAGAGCAGGAGCAAACUCAAGCACAUGGCAAUGAUGAAUGGUCUUAUCCUGAACCAGAGCUGCUGGAUGGCUGUGGCACAGACUUACCAUCCUCUUCUUGCAGGGCCGAUGAAGCUCUGAAAACCUUGGCAGCUUUAAAGCAGGUGCUGGUAACUCAGCUGAUGGCCCAGAACGACGGGGAGCGGAUUGGCCGGCGUCUCCUCAGGACAACAUCUUUGCGCACAUCAUGCAGGUCUCAGGAUGCCUCCUCAGGGGACACAGGUUUUUUUGAAGGCAUUGAAGACUAUGCAGGCUACCUGGUACUGGAGGGCUCUGGUGGCUCUGAGAGCAGCACUGAUGAUAAUGUUCAGUACAGGAGAAAGGAGUUGGGUCUUUCCCGUGGCUGCACUGCAGACUCGGGUAUCAGCCUCAGGUUUUCAUCGUCCUCAGCAGAGAGCUUAUGUGGUAUUAGCAGACAGGUUCUCACAUACCUGCGAUCUCUGCAAGCUAACCUCAAUCACCUCAAGGAAGUAGAGAGCAGAUAUUAUCUGUUAAGGCAAAAACAAAACUCAGCUGACACUGGGGAGAACAAAGAUAAGCAGUAGCUCAGUGGAGGGUUCCAGGCUCGGAGCACUUCAGCCUUUGCUACACUCCAGAAGUCUUGCACAGAAAGAGAGAGAGAGAUUCAAAGAAAGAGAAAUGUGAUGAGCAAAACAGAGCAGUGCUUUGACAAAGUGUUUGCCCUCUCUUAAGGUCAGUUAGGAAAAAUGAACGGUACUGUCUACACUAAGCUUGUUCCGGCCACAUUGGACCGUCAAGUCCUGUCUAUCAACCAACUAGACCAACAAGACUGAUGACAAAAUGUGUACUUACAAAUAUAUAUAUGGUGUGUAUAUUAAACAUUUUAAAAUGACGAUGUAACAUUUGAAUCCUAGAUAUAUUUAUUUCAUUUCUUUCCGAAGUUGCUUGCGAGGUUUUUUUUUGUUCUUCAAAAAACGACUUGUGUUUGAGUAUGCAGUGUGUGCUGUUGCUACGUAUAUCAGAAGAUAAUCUCUGAGAGGUCUCUACUCACAUCUUGUGUAAAAGUGCACUAGUUUGCCUCCUCUUCUUUGAAAUCAAGAGGCUGAAACAUCUCAAGAGGAGGAGAGCAUGAAUCCUAAUAACUGGCUGUAAAUGCAGAAAAUAUAACCGUUGAAGUGGCUGGUAAUGCAAUACCUGAAAAUAAAGAAUCAGUGAUUGAGCA